This is a messenger RNA of Nematocida major, 4017 nucleotides long. RefSeq lists its product as uncharacterized. NCBI's taxonomy places the organism in Eukaryota, Fungi, Microsporidia. The transcript has a single exon. Gene Ontology annotation, molecular function: chromatin binding; ATP hydrolysis activity; histone binding. The record is from RefSeq and is a predicted model, not a curated record. Gene Ontology annotation, biological process: chromatin remodeling; regulation of gene expression. Gene Ontology annotation, cellular component: chromatin; nucleus. The coding region runs from base 1 to 4017 and encodes 1338 amino acids.
AUGCAUAAAGAAGAACAUUCCGUAAGCGAUAAUUCCACAGACUUCUUGGAUACAUCAGACAGCUCAGCAUUUGAUACAGAGACGCUUGAGGAAAGCGAAGAUCUCGAAAGGAACAAAAAAGCAGGAAGAGGCAGGCCCAGAAAAGUGUCGAUAGAUGCACACGAGCAGAAAAGGCCCAACAUCGCCGAUCAUGCGGAUGCUGUUCAGGCACUCCUUAGGGGCCUGGAGCAGGAGGUGGACACGUCUCUGGACACGCCCCUUACGCGCUCGGAAAGCAAGUCCGAGAAAGAGACAGUGGAGCUGCAGAACCCAAUCCACGGGGGAAGGAUUAUGCUUCCCCUGAGCCCAUUUCUUAACCCAAAAAUACACGUGCCAAUUUCGCCCAUAACCACAGGAGACCGGGAAAGCGCAGACCUGCAGGAGAAAAUCCACAACUAUCAGUACAUCAACAAAGGCCUGGCAAGCACGGUGCAGUAUCAGAUGUAUCUCAACAACCUUGUGCUGACAAACAAAAUAUCGACCAGGUCAAGGGCAAACGAGAGGCUGCACAUCCGGCAGGCAGAAAGGCAGGAGAGUAUGCGCAUGCCCGAGGCGACGCCCCGCGAAGACAGCAUGAACGAGCACAGCUUUGAGGAGGAGGUGGUCCGAAAGCCGAAGCGAAGGUCGGCGGCUGCAUACAAAGCAAUACACACGCCAGAGGAGUCUGAAGGCAACGAAAUGGACGAGCUGAGUGUGGAGGAGGAAGAGGACAACGUGGAGAAAAUACUUUCGUACAACGAGAAAGAAAAUACUUUUUAUGUGAAGUACAGAGGAAAGUCGUACCUGCACUGCGAGUGGGCCCCGCACAGCGCUCUUGUGGAGACAAAGACAGGCGAAAUGCGCGUGCGCAGGUUUAUGAAAAACCCUGUUGUCCACGCCGAGGACGCAGACCUGUUUGACCCUGAGCUUGUGGCGGUUGAAAGAAUUAUUGCCGAGGAGGAGGAGUGCAUAGACGAAAACACAGUCCGGAAAAUAUACCUCACCAAGUGGAGAAAGUUUCCGUACGAGUCCUCUACCUUCGAGUACUACGACCAUCUUUCGGACUGCGAGGGAUUCGAGCAGGCCCACGGAGAGUUUGUUCGUAGAAGAGAGAGGGCAACCUUGCAGAGCACGCCGGUCGGAUGGAGGCCGUCCAGAGACAGAGUGCCCGAGCACUUUGUCUUCAAGGGCGGGAGAGAGCUGCGGGCUUACCAGAAAGAGGGAGUUUCGUGGCUUGUCAACAAGUGGCUGUUCAGGCAGAGCUGCAUACUCGCAGACGAAAUGGGGCUGGGAAAGACCGUGCAGAGCGUGGCUCUUAUUGACACAAUUAUUACAAAGUGCGGAAUGAAGAGGCCGGCCUUUGUAGUGGCGCCGCUGUCGACCAUCCCGCACUGGGAAAGGGAGUUUGCUGCCUGGACGGAUUUGCGCGUGCUUGUGUACCAUGGAUCGCAGGCAGCGCGCGAGAUCAUGCAGGACUUUGAGUUUCGCACGGGAAAUGGCCUGCUUUUUGACGUGAUACUCACAACAUACGAAAUGGCAAUUGCGGGGGUGGAGCACCUUGCUGCGGUUUCCUUCGGGGUUGCAGUGCUGGACGAGGCACACAGGCUCAAAAACAGCAGAAGCAAGGCAGCGCAGACGCUCCGAAGCAUUGGGGUGGACCACAAAGUUCUCCUCUCGGGGACGCCGCUGCAGAACAACCUGUCCGAGCUCUGGUCUUUGCUGAACUUCAUAGACGAGGAAAAGUUUCCCUCUCUGAAAGCCUUCCUGGGCGCGUACAAAAUGGAAGAGGCAGACGACGUGGAGAGGAUCCAGCUGCUGCUGCGCCCGCUUAUGCUGCGCCGCAUGAAGGACGACGUGGAAAGCAUCCCCGUGAAGGAGGAAACAAUUGUGGAGGUGGAGCUGACCAUGAUUCAGAAGAGAUUCUACAGGGCAAUACUCGAGAAGAACAUGGAGUUUCUUGGCGCUGCCGGGUCGUCCACGCCAAAUCUCCUGAACAUUAUGAUGGAGCUGAGGAAGUGCUGCAUACACCCAUAUCUGAUUGCAGGGGCAGAAGAGCAGAUUCUUAUGGAGAACGGGCAGGACCCCGCGCAGGAGCACGGCGACAGAAACGAGUACUACAGAAUACUGAUACAAAGCAGCGGAAAGCUUGUGUUCCUGGACAAGCUGCUGGCAAAGCUGCACGGGAACCACAAGGUUCUUGUGUUCUCGCAGAUGACGAAGUGCUUGGACCUGGUCGCUGAGUACCUGCAGUAUAAGGGGUACCUGUACGAAAGAAUAGACGGAACUGUUCGGGGAGACGUGCGGCAGGCCUCCAUCGACCGCUUCAGCACAGACGAAAACUCGUUUGUCUUCCUCCUGUGCACGCGGGCGGGCGGAGUUGGAAUAAACCUGACAGCAGCGGAUACUGUAAUAAUAUUCGACAGCGACUGGAACCCGCAGAACGACCUGCAGGCACAGGCGCGAUGCCACAGAAUAGGGCAGACUGCAGAGGUGAAAAUAUACAGGCUUGUGACAAGAAACACAUACGAAAGAGAGAUGUUUGACCGAGCCAGCAUGAAGCUGGGGCUGGACCGGGCAAUUCUGCACAGGGACAAGGAGCGAGAGUCUGCGCACAACAGGCGCGGCCGGGUAGAGUCUCUUCUGAAGAAGGGCGCGUACGGCGUGCUUAUGGAGGCAGACGACGUGAACCAGAAGUUCUGCGAGGAGGACAUCGACAAAAUCCUUGAGGGCAGAACAAGCGUGGUGCGGCAUGAAGACCAGAGCGGAAACGUCUUCAGCAAGGCGUCUUUCCAAGUUGCCGAAGAAAUCGACGAUCCAGACUUCUGGGAGAACCUGCUCGUGAAGAGGCGUGCAGCCGACGCGGAAAGCAGGCUUAGAAGAGUGCUUAGGAAAAUGGCACGGGCCGGGCUUAUGUCGCCGGAAGAGGCGCAGGCAAGGGCCCAGCAGAUUUCUGCGCUGCAGGAAAAGAUGCCAGCAGGCGCGGGAGAGAACGCCCCAGAGGGCACUUUCAGCGACGAACAGGACAGACUUUCUGACCUGCUUGUGGAGCUGCGCGGCAUAGGAUGCGGGCUUAGCAAAGCGCAGAUGGCGCGGAGCAUCAGAAGGGCCAUUCGCAGCAUAGAAGAGCGCUCGGUGCGCGAGGACUUGGGCAUGGGCCUGGAGUGGGCAACUGCAGAAGAAGAGUCUCCGGAGGAAAAGGGCAGAGCACUUGCUGACACAGUUGACGCACAGAGGCUGCUUUUCAGAUGCCAGGUGGGAGAGCUGCUUAAAGCGUAUGAGGGUGCGCGCGGGGCUGCCGAGAUUGAGUGGAAAAACUGGGCAGUUGAGGACGACACGGUCCUGGUUGAGCAGACGCGGGAAAACGGGUAUGGAAUAUACAAUAUGCAGGUAGACGAAAAAACCCGAAUUGGCCUUUUGAAAAGCGAGAAAGGAAAAGACGCGGCCGUGUACAAGGGAAGGUCAAAGGAGGAGCUGAACUCGCGGCUCAGAAAAAUUCUUCUGGUAAUAAACAGGAAGGAGGAGGCAGACGAGGAGAGCGGAAGUGUUUCCGCGGCCAUUGAGCUGUUUGGACGGCCGUCCCAAAAGAACCGAGAAAGUAUAGUAAAAAUGUACAGGGGAAGAAACAUUAUAACGGAAAUGACAAACAUGAUUGGCAUGAUUGAGGAAAACAUGAAGAAAAGACAGACCCGGCGCAGCGGGUUUGAUGCAGAGCUGGCGAAGGUCCUUACAAACAGGAUAAAUCUGUUUGACAGGCUGGAGCUGCUCAGCCAAGGGCCAGUUCCGGGCCUGCGCAAAACCUCGGGCCUGCCCAGAGGAUGGGGCAAGGAAAAAGACACGCUCAUGGUCGAGUCUCUCCUCGCUGAAGGCCUGACAAAAGAGGUCUGCGACACGCUUGGGAUUGGGGAAGAGGCAGUGCUCAGAAGAGCCGAAGCACUUGUGCGCCACAACCAGACAAAGAGCGAGCAGGAGGAGACCGAAAAACCCCCAACUGACACAUAG